This is a messenger RNA of Neocloeon triangulifer, 855 nucleotides long. RefSeq lists its product as uncharacterized. Lineage: Eukaryota; Metazoa; Arthropoda; Insecta; Ephemeroptera; Baetidae. The transcript has 6 exons. Bases 1 to 855 code for a protein of 284 amino acids. The record is from RefSeq and is a predicted model, not a curated record.
AUGUACGCUCCCAUGUCCUUCCUAGUGUUGGCAAGCAUUUUGCUGCUCUGUUCUGUUGAACAAGCUGUUCCUGCAUGGGGUCCAGUGCGCAAUGCAGAUACCACAAAAUACAAUUUUGUCGCGAAAUUUGAAUACACCAUUUUUCCCUUCACUACGCCCGUGGUUAUGUUAAGCGAAAGGUAUUGCUUCACAACGAUUUUGAUUGCGGGUGGACAAACGACAUCACAGUCCUCUUCAGUAACCGGCCAGAACAUACACUCGAUUUUUCCUGAUCUUCCAGACAUUUUAAGCAUUCAAAAUUCGAGAGAUGCAUCUCGUGCUGGUGGUUCCAAUCAGUAUCCUGUCAUAAUUAAAAGCUUCCCCAAUGGCAUUCCGAGACUACACACCAUUGGAAGAAUAUUUAUUCCUGCGGCACCAUUUGUUAUCUUCAAAGUAUGCCGGUCAUUCUAUAAUUCAAUGGAUAUGACGCAAAGUGGAUUCUUUGAUUUUUCGACCAAUAACACCAACUCGGAAUAUCUCUUUUACCAAGGAGACGUCUUGAAAUCGGUGUCAGUGGUUUCCUAUUCAAAGGCAACUUGCACCGCCGCGCUUGGCGUUAGCUUGCCAGGGUUCACUUUUGAUGAAGACGCUGCUAUUUGCAAUGAUUAUGACACCACCCCAGGAGCUUUAGAUCCGUUUUUUAAUCUUCCGAAUACGACCUACACUAAUUUACCAGUACUUGGUGUGGAUGGACUCAUCGCCGGCGUAGCAUCUGAAUUAUGGUACAAUAAUGUGACUUACCUCAAUGAUGCUGAGAACAUAUUUUAUGACGUCGGAUACUUCAGUCCAGCGUUGACUGGAGGCACUUUUAAAUAA